ACUGCCACACCACGUCAACGAUUAGGCAGGUGACCAGCCUCUCUUUAAAAGUUAACGACAGAACCGACGCACGGCAUCCUCUAGGAUGUACAUUAUUUCUAAAAGUCUAGCGGUGCUAGGGCUCCUAUCAGCUUCUCUCCUUUCCACUUCUUUUGCUGCUUCGGCUGACAAGAUCGCUGAGACGAGAGCUAAAUUCCAAGAGCUUGCUGCGAGCUCUCCAAAUGGUGUCAUCAAGCUCAAUUCCGCAGAUUUUACUGCUAUAACAUCUCCCGGUAGGGACUGGAGCGUAGCAUUGCAGCUCACUGCUCUUGGGAAAGACCUUGGUUGCCAACCUUGUCAAACAUUCGAUUUGAGCUUCCGUGCUGUGGCAAAAGCUUGGUCGACAGUUUCAAAGACUGCCAGAGAUAGCCACUUCUUUGCGUCGCUAGACUUUGCGGAUGGGCAACAGGUCUUCCGUCAGGUAUGCAAAAAAAAAAAAACAAGUUUCUGACAGUGGUGUUGUUGUGGGUGUACUCACUAGACUCGGGGUCGAUCAUUACCUAGCUUGGUUUGAACUCUGCCCCAGUUGUGCACUUUUACCCUGCCCAGGAGGGCCCAUUGAAACCGGCUCGUCCUGAUAUGUGGAGCUAUGACUUUACUAGAAACUCAUUCGAAGCUCGUAACUUU
This is a messenger RNA of Cantharellus anzutake, 666 nucleotides long. RefSeq lists its product as uncharacterized. The record is from RefSeq and is a predicted model, not a curated record. The transcript has 3 exons. NCBI's taxonomy places the organism in Eukaryota, Fungi, Basidiomycota, Agaricomycetes, Cantharellales, Hydnaceae. Bases 86 to 490 code for a protein of 134 amino acids. Gene Ontology annotation, cellular component: oligosaccharyltransferase complex.